AUGCUCGCCACGACAAUACGGUCGCCUCCUUCAGUGGAAGACUACAUCCCCCUAUCCGAUUAUCAAUCACAAACGCCAGAAUCAUUCAGCGACGGCAAGCCCGUGCUGCACUUCCACCUCAAAGGCGCUGUCGCAUCCAUUCCCAAAUCGCAAUGCGGCACACUCACCAUCUUCCCUACCGACUCGCCCUCCGCUGAGAAUGCUGUCGCCAGAACAAACGGUGAUGCCGAGGAAUUGGUUGAGCAAAAGGUAGACGUGUUUGUAAACUCAGAACACUUCACAAUCUUCAGCGAAAAGACAGAAUCAGGCGUCUCAAUACCCUACCCAUCCAUCUCCAUCCACGCAGUAAAACAAGUUACCGCGCAAGAUGGCUCCAACACCCCCGCCAUUUGGAUGCAGCUCGAGUUCUCAGACGGCGGAGCCGACGAUGACGACUUCAACACCGUGGAGCUGACGAUUGUGCCCCCGUCGAGCGAAUCACCCGGUGCUGCGCAGCAGCUAUACGACGCGAUUGCCAAUUGCUCAAACCUGCACCCCGACCCGAUUAACGGUGACGAAGAAGAAGAGGACGACUACGAUCGCAUUGUGUUCGAGGGCAACACGGAACAAGAGCCUGUUGACGGCUUCACAGGGGUUUUGCGAGGUGCCGCGGACGGGGGACUGCCACCGCCUAUGCCAGGGAGUGGCGGCUGGAUUACCGCGGAAAAUGUUCACGAGUAUUUUGACCAGGAUGGGAAUUGGAUCAAGGGCGGUGCAGAGGGUGAGGAAGAUGGUGAAGAGGAGCCGGGUGAGGGGGCAGGCAGGACGAGACCGCGGGAGGAGCUUGAAGCCGAUGGGGUGAAUGGGGAUGAUGCCGAGACAAAACGACCGAGGGUUGAGUAG
This is a messenger RNA of Pochonia chlamydosporia 170, 882 nucleotides long. Its product is annotated as benzoylformate decarboxylase. NCBI's taxonomy places the organism in Eukaryota, Fungi, Ascomycota, Sordariomycetes, Hypocreales, Clavicipitaceae. The record is from RefSeq and is a predicted model, not a curated record. Gene Ontology annotation, cellular component: spliceosomal complex; cytosol. Gene Ontology annotation, biological process: mRNA cis splicing, via spliceosome. The coding region runs from base 1 to 882 and encodes 293 amino acids. The transcript is spliced from 2 exons.